Molecule: messenger RNA, 2307 nt
Organism: Cuscuta campestris
Lineage: Eukaryota; Viridiplantae; Streptophyta; Magnoliopsida; Solanales; Convolvulaceae
Source: the annotation of a GenBank genome assembly
AUCAGCCAUUGCAGUGCCUGGCUUUCGGCCGUCUCUGUUUUCCUGAUACAGCCUGCGAUUGCCGUCGACUUCCGGCGGCAGGUAAUCCGAAUUUGAAGAUUGACAUAUCAGUCAUUCUGCUUCUGUACUGCCACACUCUUUCAAUUUCUCCAUCAAAAUUGCGAUCCAUCCCAACAUUUGGAGGAUUUGAAUGAUUUUUUUUGGUUUAAAGUGACAUAUUUCCAUGCUUUAGUUCUUUCAAGAUAGAAGUUUGAGAUUGAGGCAUACAUCCAGUGCAGAUUUAAGCUUAUGGAUCAUCAUUCUGUUCAACCUCCUCCCCCUGGAAUCCAGUCUCUUUCAGUUUCUUCAUAUCUCAUACCAGAAACUGCACAUUCCAUCCAACCUGUUCAAAAUACUGAUAAUAUCAAAAACGCUGCCCCCUCUUCUGAGGGAAGCCUUUUUCCUAUCCUCCCUCCAAAUGGAAUUGGAUUUUCACAUGCUGAAAGCUUUCAGAUGCCAAAUAGCUCUCAAUCUGAUCAGGUACUCAAAAAAGGUAGUUUUGAAGUUUCAACCGAGAUCACAUGCCCCACCACGUCUUCCAGAUUGUAUUCGAGUGGAUCUUCAGUACAAUCAGAAAACAACUUCGACAUUGAGAAUUCUGUUCAAAGUGUUGUUUUGCGUGAACAGGAAAUUGCGACUCAAAAAGUUAUACAAAGUCAGAGAGAAGCAAGAUCCAUCAGUGAACAUACGGAUAACAAAGACCUUUUCUCUGGCUGUCAUGACCCCAAUACUUUAAAGGAGCAUUUACUGAAAAUGACCGCAGAACAUCGUACUGAAAUGGCCUUGAAGCAUGGAAGGCCCGUGUUUCCUAAAGAAGGCAAUUUGGAAAUUGGCAAUGGGUAUGGUGUCCCUGGUGGCGGUGCUUAUUACGGUUCUAUGAAGACAAGCGCCACUACCUCUAAAGAUGCUAUCCAUGGACAUACAACAAAUGAAUCCAACACAGAUCGCAGUGGGGAUCCUGGAUGUAAUUCUGCAACUAAAGAGUUGCCCGAAUAUCUCAAAAAGAAGUUGAGAGCUAGGGGUAUUCUGAAGGAUGAACCAACAGUGGGUUUUGCCACCCAAUCCAAUAGAUCAGAGAUGUCACAAUCUCAGCAGAUGCCACAUUCAGAAUUACCUCCAGGGUGGAUUGAGGCCCAUGACCCUGCCAGCGGUGCAGCAUACUAUUACGAAGCCAGUACAGGAAAAAGUCAGUGGGAAAAGCCUGUGGCUGCUUCUGUUUUGAUGUCAACAUUAUCUCCACCGGUUCUUGAAAAUUGGCAAGAGCUCAUUGAUGAAGCAUCAGGUCAAAAGUAUUACUUUAACACCUUGACCAAUGUAUCUCAGUGGGAGCACCCGUGCACCUUGAAGCAGAAUGGCUUACAACUGCAUAGUGCAAAUAGAACUACGAAUGUCGGUGAACAAUCAUGUGCAUUACCAAAAUGUAAGGGAUGUGGUGGAUGGGGUGUGUCCCUUUUGCAAUCAUGGGGAUACUGCAGACACUGCACUAGAGUUCUUAACCUUCCUCAGAAUCAGUAUCUAUCGGAAAUUACGGAAAGCAAGCAGCAUACCAGUACUUCAGCUCGGAUGGAGGAUGAGAAAAAAUUUCAGAAGCAGAGGUCUAAUUUAAAACCACCCACGGGAAAAGGUAACCGGAAGCGUGCGUACACUGAGGACGAAGAGUUGGAUCCAAUGGACCCAAGCUCUUAUUCUGAUGCCCCUAGGGGUGGUUGGGUUGUGGGACUGAAAGGAGUGCAGCCACGAGCAGCCGACACAACAGCCACGGGCCCGCUCUUUCAACAGCGACCGUAUCCAUCCCCCGGUGCAGUGCUACGGAAAAAUGCUGAAAUUGCUUCGUCACAAAAGCAAAAGCCGAAAUGCAAUCAUCCGAUGGCGGCAAUAUCAAAGAGAGGUGACGGCAGUGAUGGACUGGGCGAGGCCGAUUGAACCAAUUGUGAACCUUUGUCGGUACGAACACUGUGGGUUAAUGGAUGUGCAAGAAAGACGAUGUCAUAUUGGCAUUCUUUACGACUCAAUCUGAACCUUAAUCAGGAAAUGCUACUACCCAGCACUCACUCUUAAGACCUCACCCCUAUCUCCAGUGUCUCUCGGAAAGGCUAUAUCUUAGAAGCCUAUAGAAAUAAACAAAGAAUGAGUUGUAUAGGGAGGUGAUGUAAUGGUGAGGCUACCUAUUUUUAAUUUAUGUGAAAUUAGAGAAAUGUGUCUAUUGACUAACAUCGGCUCCAAUUGGAAUUUGACCCACUGGGCUGCUAAAAAAAUUGUUUCAUUAGU